CACUGGGCUGCGCCCCUCCCGGGAACCCCCUCUCUUGGAUGCUCUUUGAAGUGGGAGAGGGAGGCGGCGCGGGGGAGGAGGGGAAGGGGAGAGGGAGGCCGGGCCGCAGCCUCUGCACUCACGCCGCCCCCGCACGCACAGCGCACCUGGCGCCGUCUGCCCUCCGCAGCGCUCGCCCCUUUCUCUGGGAGGACAACCUGCUGACCCGAAGCCAGGGUCUGCCAGGCAACCACGACCAACUAGUCCCAGAUAACCUUGAGGCCUGGGCACUGGCUGGGCCCCGAGGGCUCUUCCCAAAGCGUACCCUGGUCAUCUGGAAGAGGAGCAGAGCUGGCCUGGUGGUGACAGUGGCCUUGCUUCCUAGGAUGGACGGCAGAUGGCAAUGUUCCUGCUGGGCCUGGUUCCUGCUGGUUCUGGUAGUUGUGGCUGGGGACACAGUGUCAACCGGGUCCACGGACAACAGCCCAACAUCCAAUAGCCUGGAGGGGGGCACCGACGCCACGGCCUUCUGGUGGGGGGAGUGGACCAAGUGGACGGCGUGUUCCCGCAGUUGCGGGGGUGGGGUGACAUCCCAGGAGCGGCACUGCCUGCAGCAGAGGAGGAAGUCCGUCCCGGGCCCCGGGAACAGGACCUGCACAGGCACGUCCAAGCGGUACCAGCUCUGCAGAGUGCAGGAGUGUCCGCCGGACGGGAGGAGCUUCCGUGAGGAGCAGUGCGUCUCCUUCAACUCCCACGUGUACAACGGGCGGACGCACCAGUGGAAGCCUCUGUACCCGGAUGACUAUGUCCACAUCUCCAGCAAACCGUGUGACCUGCACUGCACCACCGUGGAUGGCCAGCGGCAGCUCAUGGUCCCCGCCCGCGACGGCACAUCCUGCAAGCUCACCGACCUGCGAGGGGUUUGCGUGUCUGGAAAAUGUGAGCCCAUCGGCUGUGACGGGGUGCUUUUCUCUACCCACACACUGGACAAGUGCGGUGUCUGCCAGGGGGACGGUAGCAGCUGCACCCAUGUGACGGGCAACUAUCGCAAGGGGAAUGCCCACCUUGGUUACUCUCUGGUGACCCACAUCCCGGCUGGUGCCCGAGACAUCCAGAUUGUAGAGAGGAAGAAGUCCGCUGACGUGCUAGCUCUUGCAGACGAAGCUGGCUACUACUUCUUCAACGGCAACUACAAGGUGGACAGCCCCAAGAACUUCAACAUCGCAGGCACGGUGGUCAAGUACCGGCGGCCCAUGGAUGUGUAUGAGACCGGAAUCGAGUAUAUCGUGGCACAGGGGCCCACCAACCAGGGCCUGAAUGUCAUGGUGUGGAAUCAGAACGGCAAAAGCCCCUCCAUCACCUUCGAGUACACGCUGCUGCAGCCGCCGCACGAGAGCCGCCCCCAGCCCGUCUACUACGGCUUCUCCGAGCCCGCCUCCGAGAGCGCUGAGAGCCAGGGCCUGGACGGGGCCGGGCUGAUGGGCUUCGUCCCCCACAACGGCUCCCUCUAUGGCCAGGCCUCCUCAGAGCGGCUGGGCCUGGACAACCGGCUGUUCGGCCACCCGGGCCUGGACAUGGAGCUGGGCCCGAGCCAGGGCCAGGAGACCAACGAGGUGUGCGAGCAGGCCGGCGGCGGGGCCUGCGAGGGGCCCCCCAGGGGCAAGGGCUUCCGAGACCGCAAUGUCACAGGGACUCCUCUUGCUGGGGACAAGGAUGACGAAGAGGUCGACACCCACUUCGCCUCCCAGGAAUUCUUCUCCGCUAACGCCAUCUCUGACCAGCUGCUGGGCACGGGCUCUGACUUGAAGGACUUCACCCUCAAUGAGACUGUGAACAGCAUCUUUGCACAGGGCGCCCCGAGGAGCUCCCUGGCCGAGAGCUUCUUCGUGGAUUAUGAGGAGAACGAGGGAGCUGGCCCUUACCUGCUCAACGGGUCCUACCUGGAGCUGAGCAGCGACAGGGUUGCCAACAGCUCCUCUGAGGCCCCGUUCCCCAACGUUAGCACCAGCCUGCCCACCUCGGCUGGGAACAGGACACACAAGGCCAGGACCAGGCCCAAGGCGCGCAAGCAAGGCGUGAGUCCCGCGGACAUGUACCGGUGGAAGCUCUCGUCCCACGAGCCCUGCAGUGCCACCUGCACCACAGGGGUCAUGUCUACGUAUGCCAUGUGUGUCCGCUACGAUGGCGUCGAGGUGGAUGACAGCUACUGUGAUGCCCUGACGCGUCCCGAGCCUGUCCACGAGUUCUGCGCCGGGAGGGAGUGCCAGCCCAGGUGGGAGACGAGCAGCUGGAGCGAGUGUUCGCGCACCUGCGGAGAGGGCUACCAGUUCCGCGUUGUGCGCUGCUGGAAGAUGCUCUCGCCCGGCUUCGACAGCUCGGUGUACAGUGACCUGUGCGAGGCAGCUGAGGCCGUGCGGCCCGAGGAACGCAAGACCUGCCGGAACCCCGCCUGUGGGCCCCAGUGGGAGAUGUCGGAGUGGUCCGAGUGCACUGCCAAGUGUGGGGAGCGCAGUGUGGUGACCAGGGACAUCCGCUGCUCGGAGGAUGAGAAGCUGUGUGACCCCAACACCAGGCCAGUAGGGGAGAAGAACUGCACGGGCCCGCCCUGUGACCGGCAGUGGACCGUCUCCGACUGGGGACCGUGCAGUGGAAGCUGCGGGCAAGGCCGCACCAUCAGGCACGUGUACUGCAAGACCAGCGACGGACGGGUGGUACCUGAGUCCCAGUGCCAGAUGGAGACCAAGCCUCUGGCCAUCCACCCCUGUGGGGACAAAAACUGUCCCGCCCACUGGCUGGCCCAGGACUGGGAGCGGUGCAACACCACCUGCGGGCGCGGGGUCAAGAAGCGGCUGGUGCUCUGCAUGGAGCUGGCCAACGGGAAGCCGCAGACGCGCAGCGGCCCCGAGUGCGGGCUCGCCAAGAAGCCUGCCGAGGAGAGCACGUGUUUCGAGAGGCCCUGCUUCAAGUGGUACACCAGCCCCUGGUCAGAGUGCACCAAGACCUGUGGGGUGGGCGUGAGGAUGCGAGACGUCAAGUGCUACCAGGGGACUGACAUCGUCCGUGGUUGCGAUCCGUUGGUGAAGCCCGUUGGCAGACAGGCCUGUGAUCUGCAGCCCUGCCCCACGGAGCCCCCAGAUGACAGCUGCCAGGACCAGCCGGGCACCAACUGUGCCCUGGCCAUCAAGGUGAACCUCUGUGGGCACUGGUACUACAGCAAGGCGUGCUGCCGCUCCUGCAGGCCCCCCCACUCCUAGGCCCGGCAGCUGCAGCCCCUUCCAGAUGAAGACCAAGCGCCCCUCCUGGGGCUGCUGCAGCUUCUGGGGCCUCCACAGACCCCCCUCCUGCAGGGCACACUGGCCUGAGAGACGUGGCACUGAGCCUCGGCUGUCGAGAGGGGACUUCCCACAGCCCAUGGACCUUUGUGCUCCUGGGGCAGAGCCUCCGGCACCCGGUGGCCUCCCCCAGACAGAGCCACCCCUGCCGUGGGAACCUGUCCGUGUUCCUGCGUGGAUCCUGUGUUUGUGGCUCCCGC
Molecule: messenger RNA, 3511 nt
Organism: Pongo pygmaeus (Bornean orangutan)
Lineage: Eukaryota; Metazoa; Chordata; Mammalia; Primates; Hominidae
Gene: ADAMTSL2
Product: ADAMTS like 2
Exons: 19
Coding region: 39-3233 (1064 amino acids)
Biological process (GO): extracellular matrix organization
Cellular component (GO): extracellular matrix
Source: RefSeq, a predicted model, not a curated record